Messenger RNA from Physcomitrium patens, 972 nucleotides. RefSeq names its product histone H2B.4. The record is from RefSeq and is a predicted model, not a curated record. NCBI's taxonomy places the organism in Eukaryota, Viridiplantae, Streptophyta, Bryopsida, Funariales, Funariaceae. Gene Ontology annotation, molecular function: structural constituent of chromatin; protein heterodimerization activity; DNA binding. Gene Ontology annotation, cellular component: nucleosome.
CACAUCGGGCGAGAUUCUGCUUUGUAGUUCAAGUGCCGGUAGACAUGGCGCCCAAGACUGAUGAGCAGAAGGCUGGUAAGAGCAAGGCCGAGAAGAAGCCCAUGAAGAAGGCGGAGAAGAAAAUCAAGAGCGACGUCAAGAGCGAUGUGAAGAAGAAGUCGAAGAAGAGCGUCGAGACCUACAAGAUUUAUAUCUAUAAAGUGUUGAAGCAGGUGCAUCCCGAUACCGGUAUUUCAUCCAAGGCCAUGGGUAUCAUGAACUCGUUUAUUAACGACAUUUUCGAGAAGCUGGCCCAGGAGGCUGCCAGGCUUGCCCGAUACAAUAAGAAGCCCACCAUCACUUCGCGUGAGAUCCAGAUUGCUGUGCGUUUAAUCCUGCCCGGAGAGCUGGCUAAGCACGCUGUGUCCGAGGGGACCAAGGCUGUCACCAAGUUGACAAGCGCCUAAGUGUUUACUAUGUAUCUCGAAUACAGGGUAAUUUUUUGAUACCACCCUUCAUUGGAUCGCACAACUUCUAAUGUCACACAGAGUUGCUACUGGCAUUUAAGGGUGGAAAUUGGACUCAUGUAUAUACAAUUUUGUAAAUCUGAGUAUCAACAUUUCUCAUUGUGCGUGUGAUGUGUAAUGUGCGGAGCAUUCGUUAUUUGCUGCGUGAUUCUGGUGAAAGGCGGAAUAUUUAGUUACACUACCUGGGAAAAUGUAGUCCUUGGUUGUCUUGUGCCUAGUCCGUAUUACAAAGUACUUUGCAAUUUUCUCAGAGCGUCUAUGCCUAGAAAUUGCGUGGCCGCUCAGCUGUAUUAAUGGCCACGUAGGAACAUAGGGCCCCCUCGUAUUGGUUUUGAACUUAUUGAAGGCGUGCAAGUUUCCAUAAUCUCAUGGCACCCGAACUCGAACAGAUGUGUUACCUUCUACUCAUCGAUGCCUUCUAUGUUUUCACCCCGGGUCUAGUGCAUCAAGCUGAAUUCGUUUGAAA